AUGCGAUCUUUUGGGUGGGAUACUGCCGAUGCCUUCAUGCAGCAUGACGCACAGGAGCUGAACAGACUCUUGUGUGAUCGCCUCGAAGAGCAAAUGAAGGGCACUCCAACUGAUGGAGAAAUCAAGAGGCUCUUCGAGGGUGAAUUUGAGAAUUACAUCGAAUGCAUUGAUGUUGAUUAUCGUUCACAACGCAACGAGACGUUUUAUGACUUGCAGUUGAACGUUAAAGACGAGUCUGGCAAAGAGAUCACUUCUUUAGAGGAGUCUCUGAAGGAUUUUGUGCGAGAGGAGAUUCUGGAGGGUGACAAUGCCUAUGAUGCAGAAUCACAUGGCAAGCAAAGAGCUCGGAAGGGCAUCCGGUUCAAGCGCUUUCCGCCAGUUCUGUACAUCCAGCUGAAGCGUUUCAUGUUCGACAUAGAGAAGAUGGAUAUGAACAAGCUGAAUAGCAAGAUGGAGUUUCCACAAAUCUUGGACCUGGAGGAUUUUGCCAAAGGCAGUGGCCAGUACAUGCUGCACACUGUCAUCGUGCACAGUGGUGGUGUUAGCAGUGGUCACUACUACACCUUUGUCCGUUCGCUGGAUAGCGAAGGCAAGAGUCAGUGGAUCAAAUUUGAUGACGAGAUGGUAACGUUUUGCAGUGAGCAGGCAGCUGUGGAAGACAACUAUGGCGGUGAGGAUCUGACUGUGGUGAACUACUUCAGUGCAGCUCCUGAUGAAAUCCGAGACCGUGAUUCUUGGCCCUCCGGCCAACGCAUCCACAAUGCCUACAUGCUGUCCUAUGUGCGUGUGGACCAGAAGGCCACUGAGCUGCUGACGCCUCCUGUCCUUACCAGUGAGGACCCGAAGUACCGUGCUCUCAUAGAAAGAUGUACGCGGGAGGCAAAGCUGGCUGAGGAACGUCGCCGUGACAGGGUUCAGCGGAUGAACCGAGUGGAGGUGAAGCUCAUUUUUGAGCGUGAUCUCAUGAAGAUGAAGGCACUUCUGCGAGAAGCCAUGGAAGUGCAGCCUUUGGUGGAACAAAAUGUGUAUGGGCCACACAGCUACGACCCGCAGACAUUGGAGACCAGCAGCCAGGAGACGGAGGAUGUGCUGACCUCGGAUUUGGAUCUUGAUCUUCUGAAGUACUUCUGUCCCGUGAAGCAAGUGAUUGUGACCUUGGGUGGGGACACCGUGUCAGCUUGCAGAGAGGCAUUCAUGGAGACUGUGAUGCUACACCCGGAGGACUCCUGGCUGUCACAGCGACUGCAACUCUUUGUGCAACAAGGGGAGGUAGCCGCUCCACCUCCAAACACGCAGUGGCAGUGCUGGGAAGAGUUUGGCAGAGCAGCCAAGGAGAUCAAGCCCCGGGACAUUGAGAAAACAAUGAAGGAAGAGGGCUUGUACUGUGGGGAUGUGGUCAUUUGGCAGCCGCAGAGCGCCGCAGGGCCACGACGUCCAGGUGAGGGAGGCCUGAAAUGUUCUUCAUGA
Molecule: messenger RNA, 1467 nt
Organism: Durusdinium trenchii
Lineage: Eukaryota; Dinophyceae; Suessiales; Symbiodiniaceae
Source: the annotation of a GenBank genome assembly